UCAAAGUCUUUUCAAAAAUUAUUUUACAAUCACUAUGUUUUCUUCUUUCAAGAAAAAUACUAGAAAAAAAUAUUCACAAACAUCUGAGAUAAAAUAUCCUUCAAUAUCUAUGAAACAGAGAUUUGCAAAAGUAAAGAAGUUGCAAAAUUCAAUGAAGUCAUUAUGUGACAAUGAUUCCAGUUCUCUCGAAGAUGUACGACCUUUUUUUCUUAAAUCUAAUUCAUGUGACAAUUCAGUUGAUAAAUCAUCUGAUGAUGAAGAUAAUAUUAAUGAAUCAAAACAUGGAAAAAAAUCUACAUUCUAUACAAUUACUACAGAUGAGAGUGAAAAUGAUUAUCAAAAAACAGAUAAAAUACUUUCAAAAAUUAACAAGCAUAAAAACAAUGUAAAAGAUAAGAAAAUAAAUUAUGACAAUAUAAAAAAACAAAACAGUAAGAAUGAAAAAAUAAACAAUGAUUCAGAAGAUGACAUUUAUGAAAAACAUACUAAUAAAAAAGAAAAAAAACAUUUAACACUAAAGUCAAAACAACAACAUUUUAUCAAUUUCCAUAGAGAAGAUUCUAGUUCUGGUAAAGAAUUCCAAAAAUCAAAAAUUUCCCGUACUGGUUUGAAUAUCACAAAAAAAUUAACUCAAGCUAAAAAGGACAAUGUAAUUUCUAUUGAAUCAGAUUUAGAAAGUAUAAUAGAAUCAGAAAAAAAGUUUGAAAUUAGCAAAGAACAAAGUUUACAGUUAAAAUUUCAUGUUGUUAAAAUUUUUAAUAAAUUUAAGCAAGCUUGUUCAGGAUAUGAAUUACAAAUGGAACAUGUUAAAUGCAAAUACUUUAAAAAAGAAUUAAUAUAUCAGAAAUCAGUAAGUAAUGUUAUACAAAAAACAAAAAACGUGAUCAAUAAUCUUAAAACAGAACUUGAUGCACAAGAAAAAGAAUUAAUAAAUUUUUAUGAAGAAUGGAAUAAAAAAUGUAAAGUACAAAAUUUAGAUCAUGGAGAUAAUUCUUUAAAUGAAAUUGAAGUUACAAAAAAGAUAGAGGAUAAAGAAGAAUCAGAUACAUCAAAAAGUAGUUCAAAUGUGGAAAGUAUAGUUUCUGAAUGUGAUAAUGAAGAAAUAUUUUCUGAUACUGAAACAAAUAUUAUGAAAAUAAACAUUGAUAAAAAUAGAGAAAACGAAGAUACAAUAGUUGCAAAAUUUUCAGAAAAAUCAACAAAUGACAAUGAAAACAGUAAUCGUAUUAUAUCUCCUAUCUUAGGCAGUAAUAAUAAAAAAGGAAAUAGAAUUUAUGCAGACGAUAAUUCGAAAAUAAUUGAUGAAAAUAAAAGAAAGUUUAAAGAAUUUAACAUAUCUUCAAAUGAACACAUCAUAAACGAAUCUGUAAAUGAUAUAUUUGAAGAAAGUAUAAUUGAAAAUACAGAUGAUGUCAAUUUAAAAGAUGAACAUGAAAAUGAAAAAAAUUUAGAAUCAAAAGAAAAUGAAGAAAAUAACGAUAAUAAAAAUGAAAAUUCUUUGAAAAAUGAUGAAUUGAAUGUAGAAGUUAAAAGUAUAAAUUUGUGUGCAAUUGAAGUUAAAAAUAUAAAAUCUAAAUCAAUUACUUCUGAAGAAAUUUCAGAAUCUGUUGAAAAAGAAGACAAUAACAUUUCAGAUGAAGUUGAUGAUGAAGAACAAGCUAAAAGAGCAAUGUUAGAAUCAGAUUCAGAAACACCUACAAAUGAAGAAUCAUUGGUUGAAAAAUUUAUUAAACAGUCUAAUACAAGUGAUAGUUUUGAAAAAAAAGAUGUAUUACAAAUGAAAAAAAUUAAAUUUGAUAAAAAAAAAGGAAAAAAUAAGAUAUCAAAUAAUACCAGUUGUAAAAAUAAUUCAUCAGAUGAAAAUGAAAUUAUUAAAGAAGAAGCUUGUGCUAAAAAUACUUUGCUUGAAUCAAAUUCAGAUGAUUCUACAAGUCCUUAUGACAUAAAAAAAAAUUCAAAUAAAAAAUAUGAUUCUAAUGACGAUAGCGAAAAAUUAAGCUCUGAUAAUGAUAUUGUUUUAAAACAAACUAAAAACAAAAAUAAAGAUUCUAUAAAAGACGAUUCUAAACAACAAACAUUUAAAAUAAACUAUAUUGGAUCAGAUAGAAAGUUAAAAAUGCUUUCUGAAGUUAUUAUUGAAAGAUUACCGGAAAAUAUUCUUAAAAAACAUAAAAACGCAUUACAGAAAUCACGACAAUAUUUAGAAAGUAAAGAAUUUAAAAGUUUAAUUGAUUUGGAUAGAUUACAAAAAGAUUAUAAAAAUAAUAUUGAUAUAACACGAAGUUCCUUACCUAGAAAUAUGAUGAAAUAUAAAACAAAGGAAAAGGAAGAUUCUUUAUUAGAUCAUUUAAAGAAUGUGAAAGAUGACGAAUUUAUUGAAAAUACAAAUAAAAAAUCUAAUAUGGAAAAUAAUAAUUCAAUUGCAAAAACAUAUGGUAAUUUUCAAACUAACAAAGAAUUAAUAAUGGAAGCAGAUGCAGCUACAAAGAAAAUACUUUUAUAUUCUUCUGAUUCUGAUAUUGGUGAACAAAAAAUUAUUUUUGAAAAUAGUGAAAAUGAAAUAAAAUCAGAAAGUAGUUCAAAAAAAUCAAAUCAGAAAACAGAAAAAAAGAAUGGUGAUAAGGAAAAUGAUGAAGAAUGGAAGAAAAACAAAUGGAGACGAAAUAAAUUAUUAACAAUGAAAUUUUCUUCAGAUUCGGAUUCUGAUAUUACAAGGACAAAAUGGAAUAAAAAACAAGAAGAGUUAUCAGAAAAGAUGGAAGAAACUCAUGUUGAAAAUUUAGCUAUCAAAAACAAAGUUAUGAAACGUGAAAGAAGAAAUCGUAGAAAAAUUAUAGAUUCUGAUUCAGAUAUACAACUUUUAAAUUCUGAUACAAAUAUUAAAUCUUCUGUCACAUCAGAAGAUAAUAAAUCAGAUAGCGAUACUUCAGUAGGAAAGCCAAAAAAAGUGCGUAAACGUAAAACAUAUAAAUCAUCUGAUACAGAUUCCUCAUUUACAGAAAAAAGAUCUAAGCCAAAGAGAAAACGUAUUAAAAACAUGUCCAGUGAUAGUGAUAGUGAUAACGAUCAAAUUAUAAACUCUCAAGGAACACCUGGAAAGAAAGGUCGGAAAAAUAUUCGAAAAGUAAUGAAAGAUAAGCAAGUUACAGAUGAUACUAAACAAGCUGCUAAAGAAGAGGAAGAAAGACUCAAACGUAUUGCUGAGAGACAAAAAUUAUAUAAUGAAAUGUAUGAAGUAAGAUUGGCUGGAGAAGAAAAAGUAGAUAAACUAAUAUUGGAUUUUAAUCCUGAAACAAAAGAAGAAUUGAUAAUUGUUCAUAAAGAUCUAGUGAAACGUUUGAAACCUCAUCAAGCCAAAGGAAUAAAGUUCAUGUGGGAUGCAUGUUUUGAAUCACUGGAAAGAAUAAACUGUUCUCCUGGAUCUGGAUGUAUAAUUGCACAUUGUAUGGGAUUAGGAAAAAGUCUUCAAGUAAUUGCGCUGGCGCAUACACUUUUAAUACAUGAAAAAUCUGGCGUUAAAACAAUUAUGAUCGUUUGUCCUUUGAGCACAGUACUUAAUUGGCUCAAUGAAUUUAAAUAUUGGUUAAAUGAUAUAGAAAAUGAUAUCGAAAUUUAUGAAAUGACUAAAUUAAAGAAAAAUGUAGAACGGAAGUUUCAAUUAGAAAGUUGGCAAAGAACUGGUGGUAUACUUCUUAUUGGUUAUGAAAUGUUUAGAAAUCUCACUGGUACAAAUAAUAGAAUGAGAAAAAAUAUGAAAGAAGCAAUUUUACGAUACUUAAUAGAUCCUGGUCCGGAUAUGAUAGUUUGUGACGAAGGUCAUUUACUAAAAAACGAAGAUACUGCACUUAGUAAAUCUAUAAAACGAAUUAGAACAUUACGUAGAAUUGUACUUACAGGAACACCACUUCAAAACAAUUUGAUAGAAUAUCAUUGUAUGGUACAAUUUGUAAAGCCAAAUCUUUUAGGUACAAAGAGAGAAUUUUUAAAUAGAUUUGCAAAUCCAAUAACUAAUGGUCAAUUCGAUGAUUCUACUGAAUAUGACGUUAAAAUAAUGAAAAAACGUGCAUAUGUUUUGCAUAAGAUGUUAAAGGGUUGUGUACAAAGAUUUGAUUAUUCUGUAUUAACACCAUUUUUACCACCAAAACAAGAAUAUGUAAUUUUUGUUAGUUUAACAGAAGUGCAAAUUAAUAUGUAUAAAUAUUAUUUGGAUAAUUUUGCAAGGCGAAUACGUAAUGCCAAUGGAUCUCUUUUCGCCGAUUUUCAAGCAUUACAAAGAAUAUGGACGCAUCCUAUAGUUUUACAAUUGAAUGCAGAAAAAAUAGAAAAAAUGAAUGAAAAGAGAUUAGAUUCCAGUGAUUCUGAGGGUUCUUUGCGAGAUUUUAUUAAUGAUAGAGAAACAGAUUCUACAAGUAGUAAUAUAAGUACUACUGAUGAAGAUGAUGAAGUAAAAAGUAUUGACUACAAUGUUGUAGGAAAAAAUACAAGACGUAAUUCAAAAAAUAAUAAAUCUGAAAUUGAAAUAAUUCCAAAAUCCGAAGAAUUUGAAAAAAAAGAAGAAGAGUGGUGGUCACAAUUUGUUCAACCUGAACAUUUUGAAGAUAUGAGAAUUUCUUCUAAAUUGAUACUUCUUUUUGGAAUUUUGAAAGAAUGUGAACAAAUUGGAGAUAAAGUGUUGGUGUUUUCACAAUCAUUAUAUUCGUUAACUCUAAUUGAACAGUUUCUUGAGAAAAUCGAUAAUGCAACACAAAACGGUAUAAAUUCAGAUUAUAUUGAUGGACAUACUGGAAGUUGGUCAUUGGGUUUAGAUUAUUUUCGAUUGGAUGGUCAAACAUCUGCAGAAAAUAGAAAUAUAUGGUGCAAAAUAUUUAAUGAACCAUCAAAUACAAGAGCAAGAUUAUUUUUAAUCUCAACUAGAGCAGGUGGAUUAGGAAUUAAUUUAACUGCUGCUAAUCGUGUUAUUAUUUUUGAUGCAAGUUGGAAUCCUUCACAUGAUGUUCAAAGUAUAUUUCGUAUAUAUAGAUUUGGUCAAAAGAAACCAUGUUAUGUUUAUCGGUUUCUAGCAGCUGGAACAAUGGAAGAAAAGAUUUAUAAUCGGCAAGUAACAAAACUAUCGCUUUCUUGCAGAGUUGUUGACGAGCAACAAAUUGAACGCCAUUAUAGUAAUCAUGAUUUAAGCGAAUUGUAUUCGUUUGAACCAAAUAUAAAUAAUGGAAAAAAACCGACUUUAAAUUUACCAAAAGAUAGAUUAUUAGCAGAAAUAUUUUUAAUAUAUAAAAAUUUUGUGGAAAAUUAUCAUGAACAUGAUUCUCUUUUGGAAAAUAAAGCAGAAGAAGAAUUGAAUGAAGAAGAAAGAAAGCAAGCUUGGUUAGAAUAUGAAGAAGAAAAGAAAGGAAAACCAAUGCCAUCAUAUUCAGCAAUUCCAACAAUCCUAAAUCAAUAUAAUGCAAUAUUAAAUCAAUACAAUGUACCAUCGACAUUUAAUAUUAAUACAGAUUACGAAAAACUUCGGGAACUUCUUCAAAAAGAUUAUCCUAAUGCAACACCAGAAACUCAACAAAUGAUGACUAAUCGUGUAUUGGCAGAUAUGUAUACUUAUUGGGAACGACAAGCUUAUCAAAAUUCUGCAAAUCAAAUAAUCAAUCAGAAUCCAAAUAUAAAUCCGAUACAAAUAAGAACUCAGAUACCCAAUUUGUCCCAAAUGUCUUAUGCAAUGCAGAAUACAAAUCAAAAUCUAACCAAUCAACCAAAUGAUUAUAGGACAUCUGAUAUUAGAUCUGAUGAUGAUGUUGUAGAGGUUACUUCAAGUACAGUAAACAAUAAAAAUAAAAACCAAGAAGAAUAAAUAAAUCAAAAGAUAUGAAAUAAAUAUUAUU
Apis dorsata (giant honeybee) is the source of this 5873-nucleotide messenger RNA. Its product is annotated as transcriptional regulator ATRX homolog. Gene Ontology annotation, cellular component: nucleus. The record is from RefSeq and is a predicted model, not a curated record. The transcript is spliced from 19 exons. Gene Ontology annotation, molecular function: ATP hydrolysis activity; ATP binding; ATP-dependent chromatin remodeler activity. Bases 35 to 5842 code for a protein of 1935 amino acids. NCBI's taxonomy places the organism in Eukaryota, Metazoa, Arthropoda, Insecta, Hymenoptera, Apidae.